Messenger RNA from Aphanomyces invadans, 1487 nucleotides. RefSeq lists its product as hypothetical. The coding region runs from base 14 to 1270 and encodes 418 amino acids. The transcript has 5 exons. NCBI's taxonomy places the organism in Eukaryota, Oomycota, Saprolegniomycetes, Saprolegniales, Verrucalvaceae. The record is from RefSeq and is a predicted model, not a curated record.
CUUGGAGCACACGAUGGUGGACCCGACAAGCGGGAGCCCGCCGCGGCCGUUCCGGUCGAAGGUCAUCGAAGAGCUGACGCGGAGACACGACCUGAGCAACGACUUGACCCCGUCCGUGUGUUUUCAAGUUCUCCAGUCGUUGCUCCCGUCCUCGCUUGUCGUCACCAUGUGUGCCGAAAUGAACCGCUUCAUCUACAAAUCCCCGCACGACGAUGACAACAAUCACACAUCGAAUACCGCCAGCAACCCCAAGACGCUCUCUGAAGGCGCUCAAGUCCCACACAAGGACUUGUACUUAGGUCUCUUGGCCCACGUGGAAGACAAAGAGCAGCUGUGCGCCGGCCUUCGACGCCAAUUGCGCGAAAAAAGGCACCAAAAUAACACGCUUGCAGGCGAAAUCGCCAAGUACCAAGGCUUGGUUGAGGAGCACUUUGCAGCGUUCAACGAGCAAGCGUGUUUGAAUGCGAUAGCAACUCUCAAGCACCGCCGCGUUUUGCGCGAGCGCCAGUGCACUGGGCUGAUGAAAGCAAUCGAUGAAAAGCAAGACCGACUCAUGGAGCAGGAAAAGCGCAUCAAGGAAGAGCUCCAUCGCCUUCGAAUGGACGACUGCGCCUAUCGAUUGAACGCAAAAAAGUUCAAGGAGAACCAGCAAAUGCUAGCAUCGAUGCAAGUCCAGCAACGACCAGAAUGGACAAUGCCUUCGGAAAGCGAGCUCAAAAGCCAGAUCAAAUUGCUCCAAGCAGACAUUGCAGUCAAACACCCCAAGCUCCACGACCUGUCGACGCAAAUCUUCGCAGUGCGGUUUACUCGAGCAGGAUUGGAAAGUCAAUUGCGUGAUGUGGAGAGCAAAACGGAAGCAAUUCAAGCAAGGGUGGCGGCGUACCAGAUGAGUCACACGCCGCGCCCGAACUGGGAGGAAGUCCGAAAAGAAGUCGAGUCCACAUUUCGAUGCCACAACAUGGCGGGGGAAGCCAACGUCUCGACGACAGAGCUCAUGAAACUGCAAUCCUCGGGGAAUCGAGUCGAGUACUUGGCCACAGCCAUCGAGCUCAUCGGGCUGUCCCAAGAUACUGACGCAAUCGAUCGAGAAAAGCGAGUGCUGCACCACCUCCAUGUUCAGAUUCGAAAGAUCGCGGGUCUGAUUGCGACUCGACGCCAAAGCAUCACUGCUUCGUCGCAGAUGCUCGUCAAAUUGAGUGCACACAACUCCGUGGGUGAAGCAACAUCACCUCGUUCUGUCAGUCCUGCGAAACUCUCGAAGGCAUUAUGAUUCCUUACGACUUGGGUUUCGACAGAUGUAACACGAACACGUUGUCGCUUCUGCACAUCGCACGUCGCUCUUGCGCGAGUUUGUCGAGCUCUGCCUUGAUAUCCGUGAUCUCACCGAGAUUAUCUUGUACGCAUUUGAGCAACUCUGCCAUUUUGAGCCCCGGUUUCUUCUUCGCUGCCGUCUUCCGCUUCGCCGCGCUCUCUUUCCUUGGCGCCAU